GAAGACAAAAUUUAUCAAUUUGACCACUAGAACAUCCUCUGCCUCACUCUUUCUAGGGUUCCUUUCUAUACUCUCUUUCUUCCUUAUAUAAGCAGAGGGUUCUGUCCGUUCUCGUUUCAGCAACCUCUACCUUCGAUCAAUUUUCCUUUGAUUCAGUUGAGUUUUGUUAAUUAAUGGAGGGUUUCACUUCAUCAGUCGAGAAUCCGAUUGUGUUGACGCCAAUGCCUCCAGUCGCCGAUCCAGAUGCAUGUGAAGACGUCUGUAGCAUUUGCUUGGAGCCUUUCUCUUCUGAUGAUCCUGCCACUAUUACCAAUUGCAGACACGAGUAUCAUCUUCAGUGUAUCCUUGAAUGGUCUCAAAGAAGCAAAGAGUGCCCAAUAUGCUGGCAAUCGCUUGUCUUGAAGGACCCUGCCAGUCAGGAGCUUCUUGCAGCAGUGGAAAUUGAAAGGAAUUCAAGAUCAUGGCAUAGAUUGUCCAAUACUCACCUUCCCCCUGAAGACUAUCAAUUCAGCCAUGAUGCUCCCUACACAGAUGAUUCAGAUUUUCAUGAGCGAAUUAUGCAGCAUCUAGCUGCUGAUGCCCUUGGCAGGCGACAUUUUAGUAGGAGGGGGAGGCGCAGAACCUCUGGCAUGGAUCCAUCCCAAAUCUUUGUUUUUGCCUCUCCUGAAAAUGAAUCUGAUGUUCAGGAUACAUACAUAACUGCAUCAACAGAACCUCAAAAUAUGUUAUCUCCUCAUGCUUCUCCAGAAAGUAUCCAACCUUCUGCCAUCAAUGCUCGGGCACCAUCCUCUCCAGUUUCUUCUUAUGUACAUAUGAGCUCUGACACUUCAGACCAUAGUGUUCUUUCUAGAGAGACACCACCCAGCAGUCCCCAAAGCUCUCGCUCAUCUGAGUUGCUCUCCUUCUCAGAAUCACUUAAAUCUAGAUUUACUGCUGCGUCUGCCAAAUAUAAAGAAUCAAUCUCGAGAAGUACCAGAGGUUUCCGGGAGAAGCUAUUGGCACGGAACAAUUCAGUUAAGGAGCUGAGCAGGGAAGUUCAGCGUGAGGUGAGUGCUAGUAUUGCUGGUGUUGCUCGCAUUAUGGAGCGUCUCGAUCCUAUAUCAAAGCGUGCAGGAGGUUCAGCACCUCCUUCCAGAUCUAGUGAAGGGACCUCAAGUUUUUCUUACGAAGGGAAGGGUGUGCAAGAAAACCCAAUUGUUCAGUCCCAAAAUAAAAAUGAUGUGGAAAUUGUUGAUGGCACAGAUUCCAAUGCACCUUUCCAUGUCAUGGGAAGCCUUUCUUCUGUUCCAGGUCGUUUGAAAUUUCCUCAAGCACAGGUCUAAAACACUUCCCUUUUGGAAUUUGUAUUAUUGAUUAGCUUAUCGUUGUUGGUUUCUUCU
This is a messenger RNA of Telopea speciosissima, 1379 nucleotides long. Its product is annotated as E3 ubiquitin-protein ligase RHF1A-like. Bases 174 to 1322 code for a protein of 382 amino acids. Gene Ontology annotation, molecular function: ubiquitin-protein transferase activity. The record is from RefSeq and is a predicted model, not a curated record. NCBI's taxonomy places the organism in Eukaryota, Viridiplantae, Streptophyta, Magnoliopsida, Proteales, Proteaceae. The transcript is spliced from 7 exons.